Messenger RNA from Eriocheir sinensis (Chinese mitten crab), 2249 nucleotides. RefSeq names its product Golgi pH regulator-like (gene GPHR). The transcript has 11 exons. The coding region runs from base 349 to 1746 and encodes 465 amino acids. Gene Ontology annotation, molecular function: voltage-gated monoatomic anion channel activity. Gene Ontology annotation, biological process: intracellular pH reduction. Gene Ontology annotation, cellular component: Golgi cisterna membrane. The record is from RefSeq and is a predicted model, not a curated record. Lineage: Eukaryota; Metazoa; Arthropoda; Malacostraca; Decapoda; Varunidae.
UCUUAUUUACUACAUGGAAUAAUGACGAAUUUUAUUAACGCCGUUGCAAAGGCCAAAUUUCACCUCCACAACAACACAACACAGCAGCCUGCCACUGCCAGGAGUCGCCAGUGGGCGGGGGAGCUCUCGCUGUUUCAUUAUUUUCAUCAUAUAAUGUAGUUUGUCUUGGUUAUUCAACAACAUCAGAGCCAGCCAUAUCGAUUACUUUGUUCCACUUCUUUAAGACUACUCUCUGUCUCACGUAUUUUCUUUAAUAUGCAGUAAUGGUUUAGUCGGGCACGUUGUGGGCCAAGUGUCAGUCUGUCAUUGGUGUCGCUUGUCACAUUGAUGAACAGUUAGCCGUACAACAUGGGUCUUUUAAUCGACACUGCCAUCAUGGUGGGGUCCAUGCUGGUGUUCUUCAUCGGUGGAUGGGUGUGGUUUGUGAAGAAGAUAUUUCGGGACUAUGAAGUGCACAACACACUGGUGCAGCUGUUCUUCCCCAUGAUCUUCAUGUUGUCCUGCACUAUGUUUGAACUCAUUAUUUUUGAGAUUGCUGCUGUGCUGGAAUCUGGGUCUCGUUACCUGUACUGGCAAGUGGUGCUGUACUCCAUGCUCAUCAUGCUCAUUUUGGUCAUUCCCUUCUACUUAUGCCAUUUUGUGGUUUCAAACAUCAGAAUAGUUCGAGGUGAAUGGGUGAAUGUGCUGUCUGUGCUCACCUGGGGAGUAUUCAUGGUGUGCUUUUGGAAGAUUGGAGAGCCCUUCCCCAUCCUCAGUCCCCAACAUGGUAUUCUCUCCAUAGAACAGAGCAUCAGUCGUAUUGGAGUCAUCGGGGUGACAGUGAUGGCUGCACUCUCAGGCUUUGGUGCUGUCAACUACCCUUACACCUCCAUGAACAUCUUCAUGUGGCCAGUAACCAAGUAUGAUAUUCAAGCCCAGGAGCGUCGUUUGCUCCAGACCAUUGAUGUUAUUGUUAGUAAGAAAAAGAGAAUUGCCCUGGCACAACGAGAAAGGGUCACAUCUAAAGUUAGUGAUGACACUAGCUCCAGAUCAAGAAUUUGGGGCUUGUUGCGCAGUGUUACUUCCAGCAGCCCUCAAGGAGAGAGUAUGUCAGUUCUUAAGCAGGAGGUGGCUGCUUUGGAGGAGCUCUCAAGGCAGCUGUUCUUGGAAACGGUGGAGCUGCAGAACCAGCGCGAGAGGCUAGAGUGGGCCAGCACCUUCCAGGGCCGCUUUUUCAACUUCAUGGGCUACUUUUUCUCCAUGUACUGCUCUUGGAAAAUUUUUAUCAGUCUCGUAAAUAUAGUGUUUGAUCGAGUAGGUAGGAAAGACCCAGUCACCAAGGGGAUGGAGAUAGCUGUCCACUGGCUUGGCUUUGAUAUUGAUGUCCAGUUUUGGUCACAGCACAUUUCCUUCUUCCUAGUAGGAUGCAUCAUCUUCACUUCCAUCCGAGGUUUUAUCCUCACACUCACCAGAUUUUUCUAUGCAGUAUCCAGUAGCAAAUCUUCCAACAUUAUUGUCCUAGUAUUGGCCCACCUGAUGGGGAUGUAUUUUGUGUCCAUGGUGAUGCUGAUGAGGAUGAACAUGCCACUGGAAUACCGUACAAUCAUCACACAAGUGCUAGGAGACCUGCAGUUCCAUUUCUACCACCGUUGGUUUGACGUCAUCUUCCUGGUAUCUGCACUUACCACCAUGGGUAUCCUCUAUCUUGCUCACAAGCAAGUCAACACCUCUGACAAAGCUGAGAAUCUCUAUGAGCCCAAAUGGUGAUGUAGGUACUCAGUAGAGACUAAGAGACUGGCUAAUAGAGGACAGACCAACACCUCCACUUCAUUAUUUUCAUCAUCAUUUCUUUUCAUCGGUCACUGCCAUCAGCUUCCUCUCAUUAGAUUUAGUGUGGAGUUGGAGUUGAAUAUGAAUAAUGCUAAACCUAACCUCAGUAUGAUGAUAUAUGGAAGUGGGUUAUAGUGAUGAGUGUGUAAGAAAUGCCUGUGCCCAGAAGAAGAGUUUUGCAAAUGUAGUGGAAGCAGAAGGUGCCAACUGAUGUGAUUUUGCAGGCUGUGGUAACAUACAUGCUAAAUAUGGGUAGCUGCUCAUUCCUACAUUAAGGUGAGGGAACAGCUUUGUGGUUAUUGGGCUUCUCUGUUUUAGAUUUGUAGAGUCAGAUUUUUUUAACUUUUGGUUAUUUAUGUUAGCAUUCAUUUGUAAUAAGUAAUAAGAUGCAAUUUUUUUACAAACAAUAUAUUUAUUUAUAAAAUUGAUAAUAAAAAAUG